CAAAUUCAUCAAAAUAUGGAGAACUUGUUGAAUUUCCGGAUAAACAAAGUCAAUUUGGUGAUAUUACGGUCGGAGAAACAUUGAGCACUUGGUCUCUCCGAAGCCGCUAUGCAGCAACCAUGCAAGUGGAACUGACGCUAUCUUCUUCUUCCUUCCUUCCUGCUUCGCCAUUCGUCAGACCCUCCUUCAUCAACAGCAAAGCUCAGCACUCCCCAAUCUCUCUCACCCUUUCCGCAGUCUCAGCUUCUUCUUCUUCUUCUUCUUCUUCUUCAACAGUCAACAAGGAUGUCUGGAGGAGAACCCCACAACCUCGGCGCAGGACACCCACCUUCCGGAGAUCAGAAUCACCCCAUCUCGAUCACAGCGUUGACAUGGACGAGCUCGCUUCGUCCAUCUCGGAGACCUGCAACGAGCAAGAGCUCUUCUCUCUCAUGUCCCCUUACAAGGGCAGGCAACUCUCGAUCCGCUUCAUGGUCUCCCUCCUCUCCCGCGAGCAGGACUGGCAGAGGUCCCUGGCUCUCCUCGAUUGGAUCAACGAGGAGGCCCGCUACACUCCCUCGGUGUUCGCCUACAACGUGACGAUGCGCAAUGCGCUCCGCGCGAGGCAGUGGGCCGUCGCUCAUGGCCUGUUCGAGGAAAUGCGCCAGAGGGGCCUCGCGCCCGACAGGUACACUUACUCGACGCUGAUCACGCAUUUUGGCAAGGUGGGUAUGUUCGAUUCCGCGCUUUCUUGGCUUCAGAGGAUGGAGCAGGACCGCGUGUCGGGCGACCUUGUUCUGUAUAGUAACUUGAUUGAGCUGUCACGAAAGCUGGGGGACUACUCGAAGGCGAUCUCGAUCUUCUCGAGGCUGAAGAAUUCGGGGAUAAUCCCAGACCUCGUUGCGUAUAAUACCAUGGUUAACGUGUUUGGUAAAGCAAAGCUUUUUCGUGAGGCCCGGCUUCUUCUUAAGGAAAUGCAGGCAGCGGGUGUUAUGCCAGAUACUGUCAGUUAUUCGACAUUGCUCUAUAUAUAUGUGGAGAGUCAGAAGUUUGUGGAGGCAUUGUCUGUGUUUUCUGAGAUGAACGAGGUUAAGUGUCCACUUGAUCUCACCACAUGCAACAUUAUGAUCGAUGUCUAUGGUCAGCUAGACAUGGCUAAGGAAGCCGAUAGACUGUUUUGGAGCAUGAGGAAGAUGGCAAUUGAGCCAAAUGUUGUUAGUUAUAAUACACUUUUGAGGGUGUAUGGCGAGGCCGAACUCUUUGGUGAAGCCAUUCAUCUGUUUAGACUGAUGCAGAGGAAGGAUAUUGAGCAGAAUGUUGUUACCUAUAAUACUAUGAUAAAGAUAUAUGGAAAAUCUCUUGAGCAUGAGAAGGCGUCAAAUCUGGUCCGAGAGAUGCAGACUAUAGGAAUUGAACCAAAUGCAAUUACUUACUCCACAAUAAUUGCGAUAUGGGGCAAGGCAGGAAAAUUAGACCGGGCAGCAACAUUGUUUCAAAAGCUGAGGAGCUCUGGGGUUGAGAUUGAUCAGGUGCUUUAUCAGACCAUGAUUGUGGCUUAUGAAAGGGCCGGUCUGGUUGGUCAUGCAAAGAGAUUACUCCAUGAGCUUAGGCGCCCAGACAAUAUCCCCAGAGAGAUCGCAAUAACAAUUCUUGCUAGAGCUGGUCGGUUAGAGGAGGCCACUUGGGUCUUCCGCCAAGCUUUUGAUGCAGGAGAGAUAAAGGAUAUAGCGGUAUUUGGCUGCAUGAUCGAGCUGCUCUCAAGGAAUAGAAAGUAUGCCAACGUCAUUGAGGUGUUUGAUAAGAUGAGACUGGCUGGGUACUUUCCUGAUUCCAAUGUCAUUGCUAUCAUCCUGAAUGCUUAUGGGAAAUUGCGCGACUUUGAAAAGGCAGAUGCAGUGUAUGUGGAGAUGCAGGAAGAGGGAUGCAUUUUCUCAGAUGAAGUUCACUUCCAGAUGCUCAGUCUCUACGGUGCAAGGAAGGACUUUACGAUGGUAGAGUCUCUGUUUCAGAGACUUGACUCUGAUCAGAACAUUAACAAGAAGGAGUUGCAUCUUGUUGUGGCGAGUAUAUACGAGAGAGCAAAUAGACUCAAUGAUGCAUCCAGAAUCAUGAACAGGUUGAAUGAGAGGCAUAUCAUCAGAUGACAAUCUUAAAAGAGCCUGAGGUAGUUAGCUCCAUAGAAUUGCACUUGCCCGGCGGAAAAAAAGAAGCAGCAAAAACAUAGUUCCUCAGAAAAUCAGCAAACUUGAAAGGGCGUGAUGGAGCCGAGAUGGUUUUCCCUGAGAUGGGAAAUGGAAAACAUUAAGCUUGGCGGAGGUUCAUGUUGUGAAAUACUUCUAUUUUGUCGAUUCUUCUGUAAAUCAUUUUCCUGGGGAACUGUUUGUUCUCCUCUUCAAUGAAAGUGGAUCUAUUUACCUGCUGAAUGCUACAUGUUCCACAUUAUUGUUUGGAGCAGCUUCCAAUUUUAUCUUCUGUUAUAUAAAUUAGAGGUGAGGAACUUAAUUUGUACUUGCCAAUGCAUCAUGCCUUUGAUAUCAGCUGAACAGAGUAUACUAGUCCAAUCCGACCACAGAUUCAAAUCCAACCGCUUUGGUCCGAUUUAAAAGUUAUGCUUUGGCAUUAUGUUUUCUAAUUCUUUCCGGCGGCUAUUUAUUUUGGCGAUGAUAUGGUGAGUAUACGUAUGUUCCAGUGGAUGUUGGCUAAUGCCGGGAUACAUUUGGCAGUUGUUCCAUUGUUGUAGAUCUUCUUCUUGUUCUCUCCUCUCCAAAUCGGCUCAAAAUGCUGCUUGUCUUUGGAAAGGAGCGAAGCAGGAGACUUUUCAAAGGAUCCGGCUCUUCUGUUGACUCUGUUCUUGCGAAUUUUAAAGCGCGUAUGGACUUUGUUGAUGCUAGAACUGGAACCGCAACCUCGGCCUGCAACCUUACUGGGAAAUCAAUCUGCAAAACGCGUCCGGGAUGUGUACCCGGAUUGGAUGUUACGGUUGAAGGGUCAUCGCCCGACAUUGACCGGCGACAGCCUAGAAGACGGGCGGAGAAAAAGCAUGCCAAAUAACAUUUGUGACUGUUUCAUAAGUAAACAACAUUCUAAUUUUUCCGACUUUUUAUACGGUGAUAGCACUCUUGCGUGCUCAAUCGAAUAACAGUAAAGCGAUAUAUUAUCUAGA
Messenger RNA from Rhodamnia argentea, 3142 nucleotides. Its product is annotated as pentatricopeptide repeat-containing protein At5g39980, chloroplastic. Gene Ontology annotation, molecular function: protein binding. The coding region runs from base 120 to 2123 and encodes 667 amino acids. NCBI's taxonomy places the organism in Eukaryota, Viridiplantae, Streptophyta, Magnoliopsida, Myrtales, Myrtaceae. The transcript has a single exon. The record is from RefSeq and is a predicted model, not a curated record.